AUUUUUUCAUGACGUAGCUGUAAUCUUUUUCUGGUAACUAAUGCAGAAUGUGGGAAGUAGCAAUCAAUGGUUGACAAACCCGAAAAUCCCCUCUAUUCCAUUUAUGCCUCAAGAACUAAUUCAAGCUGCAUUUAAGGGAAAUAACUUUUGUUAAUUAAGAAAAAAAGGUCUUUAAAGUCUUUUAGUCUUUGUAUUUACCCUGGAGACGAAUGAUCUAUUUAACUCAUGUUAGGUGGGCAAAAUAAUUGUGAUUAAUUCUGUUAACUUUUUAGAAUAGUUCAGGAAAGACAAUCAUACUGUUCACUCUAAUGAGCAAGAAAGGGCAAUCAAAAUUUAUGCAAUACCGAAUAAAAUCUUAUAUCCUAAAUGAUGAUGUUUCUUUCUGUAGUUACAGAAGUAUCAAUGCAAAACAUUCUUGAAGAUUCUACAUGUAUCAGUAUUGCCCUGUGAUGACAUCUAGUGUGUCCUCCGCCCCAUAGUAUAACAUUUGUAGGAUAGCUUCCUGGACUGAAUAAGAUAAAAUAGCCCUGUACUCAAUAAUUGGCUAUGGCAGAUUCAUGGAUUAUGUAUACAAAUAUCUUCCUUCUCCACCAAGCAUAUGUCUUUACUAUAAGUUUUUAAAUUGAUCAUAUGCAUAAGUGUUCACCAAAUGUAUGCUAAAGUUUAACAAUCAGCAAUGAAAUACCCCACAGAAGAAUCCCAUUUUUUCCACGACUCUCUCCAUCUCUGUCGGUUCCUCCACUGAUAUCUGUUCCCUCCCCUGCGACUGCAGUCAUGAAGUCCCUGUGGACUUUGCUGCUGCUUCUGUGCACAUGUGACCCAGGAAUGUCCGACUGUCAGCGGGACUGCCUCUCCUGCAGCCUGCUGUUCCCAGAGAAACAAUCCUUCAGCUCGCUGGUUUGUCUGGUGGAGUGCGAGAGCAAGGACUCACCAGCCCUCACUUGGGAACUGUGUAGACAACAUGUGGAGCAGUCGCAUUCAUCCUCCUGGCCAGCAGGUGGCACAAUGCUGAAGAGGGCAGAAGAGGAAGUGGCAGCCGUAUUGCCUGCUAACCAGGGAGAUGGUGGGCUGUUGUACUCUGAGGCCCUGCAACGCUUCGACCAUGUGGCGCGGGCAUUGGGAACAGCCCAGCUUAGUGCCUCAUAUGGGUCCCAGCAACAUGGGUCUGAAGAAGAGGAAAGAACAGAAAUGGAGGAAGGAGCCAUGGAUAAUGAACCCGAGGGGGCAGCCAUCAAUCUCACCAAACGAUUUGGGGGCUUCCUGAAAGGCAAGUAUGGAUACAGGAAGCUGAUGGACCCCAGCAGGUCCAUGCAGAAGCGAUACGGGGGGUUCAUAGGUGUCCGAAAAUCUGCCCGGAAGUGGAACAAUCAGAAACGCUUCAGCGAGUUCCUGAAGCAGUAUCUCGGCAUGAAUACCCGCGCCAGCGAGUUCAACAGUGUAUCAGCAGACAUGAGCCAGCAGAACGAGAUGUAGUGCAUGCGCCUUAUCUGCCAGGAAGUGCUUCACCACUAGCAAUCAUACAGCACUGCAGCCACAGUGAUUACAAGAAUAUAGAAACAAAGUCAUGGAGUCUGAGAGUGUAUAUAGUCAAAGGGCCGCUGUUUUUCAUUUCUGUGUUCGUUAUGAAUGCAUCGUUCAAUUACAGAAGCAAAUGCAUAAUAAAAAAUGAAAUAAAACUAGAUAUUUUUUCUUACGCACCUCAGAUUCUGUCUGUUUUGGUAAGUUCAUCCACACACGUUAUAAAUAUGGUUUGUUUUUGUCCACCUUGGUAUAUAAAGCACUCAUAAAAUAUUUGAAUAGCACUAUCUAUCUAUCUAUCUAUCUAUCUAUCUGUCUGUCUGUCAGUCUCUUUUUAUGGUAGCUGGCUCAUCAUGUGAUCAACAGCAGCAUUUAGAAAAUACUGCAGUUAGAAACAUGCCAUAUUUUUUUCUGACU
This is a messenger RNA of Paramormyrops kingsleyae, 1935 nucleotides long. The record is from RefSeq and is a predicted model, not a curated record. Lineage: Eukaryota; Metazoa; Chordata; Actinopteri; Osteoglossiformes; Mormyridae.